Molecule: messenger RNA, 5071 nt
Organism: Hermetia illucens (black soldier fly)
Lineage: Eukaryota; Metazoa; Arthropoda; Insecta; Diptera; Stratiomyidae
Gene: Mekk1
Product: mitogen-activated protein kinase kinase kinase 4
Exons: 15
Coding region: 258-4586 (1442 amino acids)
Biological process (GO): MAPK cascade; protein phosphorylation
Molecular function (GO): ATP binding; protein kinase activity
Source: RefSeq, a predicted model, not a curated record
CAAAUUUCCUUAUCAGUUGUUAUCAACGCGGUGCUUGAACAACAUAACUUCGCAUAUUGAGCAAUUAACUAGCGCAUCCACUUGGUUAAUAUGUGUAUUUUAUCUUUUUGAUUGAUAUGCAAUUAUUAUAAUAAUAAUAGACAGUCGGCAUUAUUUGCUCAGAUUCAGCGAAGACAUGCUUGGCGGAUAACGAGUUUAGUCAGUCUAGUUGCGCGACUCGUUGUGUGUGGUAUCGACAAGCUUGUUAUCACUUCGAAAUGCCAAAUCGGGUUGAAUAUCGUUUGAAGACCCCUGCGAGGCCAAUAAUAUCUCAGGAUAUUGCAAGACACCGACUGGAAGAAGACCUUCAAGAUGAGUUUGCAGGACAGUUUGACCACUAUGGCCAGACGCCGCCGCGAACAAGGAUUAAAAUCAAGAAUCGCGACUGGGAUCGGAAACAGAAAUCGGAUCAACCUGCUUGUUGUCGCAAAGGAAUGAGCCGAAUGGCUCGCUCACGAGUUCAACGUCGGAAUACAAUGGAUUGCGCCAUACUUAACCAAAUGUUCAUCGAUGAGGAGUCUAAAAAGAGCGACAAAAGGGCUCAGGCCCUAUUACGGGAGGCUGAACGCGACAUGAAGCAAUCGAUGGUCAUUACAUCAGCUACAAAUUAUCAUUCACGCGGCUCCGCAAUGUUUAUGAAUGCUGAAAGGCUGGAGAGUAUCGCUGCCUCCCCACGGAAUUCUGGUGUACCUACACUCGUAGAAUCAUGCAAUCGAUAUAUGAGCGUAUCGUCGCGGCCGGUCGGAUGCCGAUCAUCCGCACCGCCAACCGCUUUUCUGCAAAAUUUGAAGUUAGAUCUUAUCGAUUCGAAAAAACUGAAACCACGCAAGGAAUUUCAUGAGACUUUUGCGAAUUUGAUUAAGUUGGGGAGUACAGAUCGACAAGAUAUUAAGCCCUCGCACGAAGAAUACACAUGGCAAACAGAGCUAAAAGAUAUGAUAUGGCUUGAGCUGCAGGCGUGGCAUGCGGAUCGAACGCUAGAACAGCAGGACAAAUACCUCUUCACAGCACGUCAGGGAAUAUCUGAUCUGCUCAAUCAGAUUCUUACCUAUAAGUUCAACCCAAAGUAUAUGCGAGGAACAAGUACGAUUAGUGUAGAUAGUGGCUUAGGAUCUGAUGGAUCAUGUGAUACCAGCCGUUGCAGUUCUUCCCAAUCAACAUGCAAGGGCUGCUUUUCAAUGUACUGUAAAGACUGCAAUGAACAACAAUCCCACGCCCUCAAAGAGGUAGAAGAGCUUUUGACGAGAUUAGAAACAGCGGAAGCUUUGUAUCCGUCGACACAGGUCAUGGCGGCAUUCUAUCCAGUUUACAAAUGUGAAGCGUUUGUGGGCCGAGUCAAAGCUAUGUGCCUUUGGUAUAACAUAACCAGACAUCUCCGACUGAAGCUGAUAAUAUUGGGGAAAUUACUAGCGAGGUUACAAGGCGACCCUUUUAACUGGCCCACACCAAUAUCAGCAUCAACUACAGAAAGUUCCGCAUCAUCAUCGGCACACGAAGUUGAAGAUGCAUUUUGUAGCGGGAAUUUCACUGAGCCAAAACCACCUCCUAAGCCGAAUAAUGUGCCUAAAGUGCAAUUUAACCUUGUUGAAGGUCGCACAGAUUCUUCAAGCCCUAGCGAUAGCAUUAGUAGUACAGAUUCUAAUUCCGCAACCACCAAAGACUUACUUCCAAACGACAAUCAAUCGAUUGGCCCAACGAUAGGAAACUACGGAAAAUGCAUAAACGACGUUCAUAUGUUUAACGUCCAACCAUUGGCUCAUAUUACAUACGAUAAUGUCCAGCAUUCAACUAUGCUGUAUCGGAAAUACAUUGAGAAUAUGUUGAAAUCGCGAGGCUUAAAUAAAUCUUUAUCAUUCCUGCAUCGUUUGCAUAAUACUGUCCUUCACAAAGCACAUGUGACUUUGGAACGACCCGGAACUGAAGAGUAUGAGUCUGAAAUUGAUUUCCUCGAGGAUGAUGUGCCGCAAAUUGAGCCUCAUAUGGAUAAGGAGAAAAUCGAGGAAUUAAGACGAUAUGGCUGUUGGAGUGCUGAGGCUAAGGCGAUUGGACUUCCAUCGUAUGUCCCAACUUUUAUAUUUUUGUCGGUGAUUCCUCUGGAAGUGAUCCAUGAAUUUUUGCGAAUGCGUUUGGAAACGAGACCGGCCAAGCCGAAUCCAUUAAGUUUGGAGCAGUUGAUGAAGGAGUUGCGAGAGGGACUGACGCUGGCUUUGACGCACCGUGAACGAUUUAAUCGACAUAUUACCACGGCGUUGAAUGAUAAUGAGACUGAAUUAGAGAAAUAUAGUGCGAUUUUGGAUCAAUUUGAUGCAACUGUGAAGAAAGUUUUAGAGCUCUAUCUAGACUAUGUCGAUCAAUGGGUACUCGUCGCAGCCCCUGAAGGUCACAAGAAAUCAGCCCUGGAAAAAGAAUGGAUGUUCACAAAGCUCGUAAGCCCAAUGAUUCCAGGAAUGCAUCAGUUGGCUGCGAAAAAGUUUUGCCUUAUUAUUCGUAAUCUCUUGCGAGGCAUUGGUGAUCGUCUGGUCAAACGUGCCAGUGAGCUUGAUGGAAAAAUCGAUGAAACAACACAUGAAGACGCCCUCAAAUGGCAGCUUCUAACAAUUUGUCGAGAGACACAAUCAUUAUUCACCACAGAACGAGAACGAGCUGUGAAAGUUUUAUUUUUCGCAAAAACAUUUUCGCGAGACACAGAACAAUCAGAUUUCCACCGCGAGCAUUACGAUGAGUAUCUGAAUCGAAAAGAUCCGAACGAUUUCGAGUGCCCGGCACUGAAAGAGGCUUUUACAUUACUUAAACGAGAUGUGUUGGAUGUUAGAGAUAAACUUAUAAAAAUUAUUUUACGUAUCGAAGAGAGGUGUAAUAUUAAAAAUAUGUUAGAGUUAGACGAACAAGACAGGUUAGCAGUGCUUUCACGUUCUCGUGAGAUCCUGCACCAAGGCUACAAAUUUGGCUUUGAGUAUAAUAAAGACGUGAUUCGGUUGUUUGAGCAGAAACCGAUGUCGUGUAAUAGUUGUGACGGUUGCACCUUAGAGCUGUCACUAGGAAUUAUAGAGUUUGCAAAAAUGUGGAUGAAAUUCGUAACGGAACGUUGUGAACGUGGUCGAGGGGUCCGCCCACGUUGGGCUACUCAAGGGCUUGAGUUCUUGAUUUUAGCAUGUGAUCCGCUGAACACCCGUCAUUUGGACGAUAAACAGUUCGAGGACCUCAAAACGAAAAUGGAUGGAUGCAUAUCUCAUGUAAUCGGCAUAAUCUCCGAACCAGAGAAAACGAAAAAGAAGGCCUCGCCGCGAACUCGUAAGACUUCAUCUCCUGCGACAAGCCGCUCGAGAACACCAACAAGAACUCCAAUGUCUGCCGGAGUGAUUAUGAAUCCAUCCCAGCAAAAGUUCCUUCAACCACAAUUCAGCUUGAAAGAGGACCAUAGUGAAGUGUUAUCUACAAAUAGUUCAAUUGAUACACCAGAUCUUGCACAGAAUAAGGAUUUCCAAUCAAUUACGCUUGUAGUUCCUACGAUGACUACAACUUACAGCCCGGCCUUGCGACAAAUACGUGUUCGAGAUGCUGUUAAUCGGUUAGACAUGGAAUUAGAGAAUAAGUUGCGUGAAAGAAAUCUUAUCGGUCAAGUGAAAACAUUAAAUACAACUGAUAAGAUUCAGAUACGAGCGAGAAGCGUAAAUUUCAGAUGGCAUCGCGGCAUCAAGAUUGGACAAGGUCGUUUCGGCAAAGUAUACACUGCAGUUAACAACUCUACAGGCGAGUUGAUGGCUAUGAAGGAAAUAACUAUUCAACCAGGUGAAACACGUGCAAUCAAGAAAGUUGCAGAAGAAUUGAAGAUUCUGGAAGGAAUUAACCACAAGCAUCUGGUUAAAUACUAUGGAAUCGAAAUACACAGGGAAGAACUGCUCAUAUUCAUGGAACUAUGCUCAGAAGGUACACUUGAAUCCUUAGUGGAAUUAUCAGGCGGCUUGCAUGAAGGGCUUGCCCGACGUUUCACCGCACAAUUAUUGUCUGGUGUGGAAGAACUUCACAAACACGGAAUUGUGCAUCGUGAUAUUAAAACUGCGAAUAUCUUCUUGGUUGAUGGUGGAAACAGUUUGAAAUUAGGAGAUUUUGGGUCGGCUGUUAAAAUUCAAGCUCAUACGACAGUACCUGGGGAGUUACAAGGAUAUGUCGGGACCCAAGCUUAUAUGGCGCCAGAAGUCUUCACGAAAACAAACACCGACGGACACGGACGCGCAGCGGACAUUUGGUCGGUUGGGUGUGUUGUAAUUGAAAUGGUAUCAGGCAAGAGACCCUGGUAUCAAUUCGAUUCGAAUUUCCAAAUCAUGUUCAAAGUCGGAAUGGGCGAAACACCUGAAAUUCCAAGCAGUCUCUCACAAGAAGGCUGUGAAUUCUUAGAGAAUUGUCUCCAACAUGAUCCAAAGAAAAGGAUGACAGCUUCUGAGCUGUUGCAACAUAAUUUCUGCAAAGUUGAACUAGAUGAAGACACAAAACUGACCGUUACAGAACCCCAUAUACGACGAUCCUUCCGACGAGGGAAUAAAACUUAAAACUAAGGCAGCUCCAUUAAAAAUGACUUAACUUAAAGUGAAGUGAAUCUAUUGUGAUUCUAUUGAUUUUGUUUUAAUUAUUGACCUCAGGUAUAAUUUGUAACGUGGAAGUUCCACGAACUCGUAAGGCGAAUCAAAUACAAUUGGGACCUUUUGAUUUUAUAUUGCCACCAUACUUAAUUCCAAUCGGGCCUAGAAUAUAUUAAAUAACUGAAACAGAUUUCGAGAUUGGAACAAUCUUCCCUGAGACAAAUAAAGUGUAUUGUUGCUUGUUAUGUACCUUAAAUAUUGCACAUGCCUAGAUGUAAUGUACAUUGGUGAUGAAAAUGUUGCAUUUGAAGUUAUGUACCGCGUGUACUUAUUGUAUAAUGACGAUGGCUAGUUGAGAUAUAUUUGUAAUAGUUUUUAAAUGCAUAAGUUCUAAAUAUACAGAUGUUAUCUGUUUUACAAGGAAGUUAAACGAAUAAGAAACUGCUUACUAUUUA